ACAUGAUUGCGUUGACGAGGGGCAAGGAGAAAUAAACGUCUGUACGAUGUAACAACUUCGUGAGACGAUUUCGUUGCAUUUCCAGCGUCAGUUAAUUGAAACAUCACGCGUGGACGAGAAGAAAAAAGAACUUUACGAUGAAGUUUCUCAUCAUAUUUCUCGUAUUGUCCGGCGCGCGGAUAAUCAGUCCGUGGACCUACUUUUCAAAUUGUAACAAAUUGGUCAGCUACAAGGCGUCUCGUUACGUGCCAUACAGCGAGACAUAUCGGGUCAGCAAAUGGGGUAUCUUUUACGAAACGAAAAUACGAUGGAAUUACAGGGUAGAGUAUUACACCGCGUAUCGUACAGAGAAAGCUUGUUGCACAAAUUUUAAACUGACAGAAGAGGGUGAGUGUGAACCUAUUUGCGAUCCUGAAUGCGUGAACGCUAAAUGCACCGAGCCCGGCACGUGCUUAUGUUACGUGGAUUACACCAAGUCCGAGACACACGAUCACGUUUGUGAACCGAUCUGUCCAAGCUGCGUUCACGGAACGUGCAAAACACCGUAUGUUUGCACUUGCGACGAAGGAUACCGGAUGAACAAGACCGAGAGUAUUUGCGAACCAAUUUGCGACCUGGACUGUACAAAAGGACACGCGUAUUGCUCGCGUCCACAAGUAUGCACCUGUGACGAUGGCUACACUCCUAUAUCCAAGUAUAUAGUCUCAGAGAAUAAAAUAUGCAAACCCGUCUGCGACGUCGAUUGCGUGAACAGCGAUUGCGUCGAACCGAAUGUUUGCGCUUGUCACGAUGGCUACGAAAUGGAUCCUGACAAUAAGUUCAGCUGCAAACCUAUAUGCCCGAGUACUUGUGUAUGGGGUACUUGCAAAACACCAUUUACGUGCACCUGCAAUCCAGGUUACCGAGCUCACAAUGUUCUUGGGGUCGUACUGUGCAAACCGAUCUGCAGCGAGCCAUGCGUGGAGGGUAAAUGCAUAGCACCCGAGACUUGUGCUUGUUACGAGGGUUACGGUCUACUAGAAGAUUCAAAAUAUAUCUGCAAACCGAUUUGUGAGAAAGCUUGCGUGAAUGGAACGUGCACAGCUCCUGGAGUUUGUUCUUGCAACGAGGGUUACCGAUUGAGCGGUGACGAGACGAUGAAACACGUCUGCGAACCUUACUGCCAGGUCCCCUGUGAACCGUACGGACAAUGCACAGCGCCUGACACUUGCACCUGCUUCGAGGGGUACCAACUUGGUCACAAAAAUCAAAAUUCCGAAGGUUUCAAAUACUUCGCUAUGAACUCAACCUGCAUGCCGAUCUGCGAGCAAACCUGCGUCCACGGCUAUUGCAGCGAACCAGGGGUCUGCACUUGCCAGCCAGGAUAUAAAAAAUCUGCACACAAUCCAAACAUUUGCGAACCCAUCUGCGAGAAGGAAUGCGUGAACGGUUACUGCAACGGUCCAAACACAUGCAUUUGCGAUCCAGGCUAUCAACCACUGUCCGGAGACUUGAAUCAUCAUUGUGUACCCGUUUGUGGCAUGCCUUGUAAGAACGGUUUCUGCUUUGCGCCCAACUCUUGUCGCUGCAACAGUGGCUACGAAUUGAACCCGGACGAUCAAUUCAUUUGCGAACCAAUAUGCCACAAUGGGUGCCCAUUUGGAACUUGUACUGCACCGGAUACUUGCACUUGCAACAAAGGAUAUUCAUUAGAAAACACAGGAGUCUGCGAACCCGUCUGCGAAGAACCCUGCGUGAACGGUUAUUGCAUUGCUCCGAAUUUGUGCAGUUGCAAUUCAGGCUACCAACUAUCGAAGAAUCAUGCAAACGUUUGUGAACCGAUCUGCGAGCAAAAGUGCAUAAACGCAUUCUGUAAUGCACCGAACAAAUGCGAGUGCAAUGAAGGCUAUCAACCGUCGAAGAAUGAUUCUCACGUUUGUGAACCGAUCUGCGAACAAAAGUGCAUAAACGCAUUUUGCAAUGCACCGAACAAAUGCAAAUGCAAUGAUGGCUAUCAAGCGUCGAAGGAUGAUUCUAACGUUUGUGAACCGAUCUGCGAGCAAAAGUGCAUAAAUGCAUUCUGCAAUGCACCGAACAAAUGCAAGUGCAAUGAUGGCUAUCAAGCGUCGAAGAAUGAUUCUAACGUUUGUGAACCGAUCUGCGAGCAAAAGUGCAUAAACGCAUUCUGCAAUGCACCGAACAAAUGCAAAUGCAAUAAAGGUUAUCAAUCGUCGAAAGAUGAUUCUAACGUUUGUGAACCGAUCUGCAAGCAAAAGUGCAUAAACGCAUUCUGUAAUGCACCGAACAAAUGCGAGUGCAACGAAGGCUAUCAAUCGUCGCAGGGUAAUUCGAACGUUUGUGACCCAAUCUGCGAACAAAAUUGCAUUAAUGCAUACUGCAGCGAACCGAAUAAAUGCGAGUGCAAUCAAGGCUAUCAAUCGUCGAAGAAUGAUUCCAACGUUUGUGAACCGAUCUGCGAGCAAAAGUGCAUAAACGCAUUCUGCAAUGCACCGAACCAGUGCAGCUGCAACGAUGGCUACGUAUACACAUUUUCCGAAGAGUCGUAUUAUGAACCUUGUACUGAUCCAAGUCGUCACAACUGCACGGAAAAUGCAUACACAUGUGUGCCCAUCUGCGACUUCAAUUGUGGAAACGGUAACUGCACUUCUCCAAACGUGUGCACAUGUCACGAGGGUUACGAAAACAACGAGAGAGGAAGUUGCAUACCCUUCUGCAGCUCGUGCAAGGAUGGAAGCUGCGUUGCGCCUGAGUACUGCGAGUGCAACGAAGGCUACGUCCACAAAAUGGAAAAUCGAAGCGUCUGCGAACCUUUCUGCGAGGAAUGCGAGAACGGUGAAUGCGUUGCACCAGGUGACUGCAAAUGCAACGUUGGUUUUAUCAAAGAGAUGGAUAACACGGUUGAAAAUGGCGGCAAGCUGCGCUGCAUCAGCAUUUGCGAAAGUAAUUGCACCGGUCAUGGGACUUGCAACCUGGAGAACAGAACCUGCGACUGUUAUUACGGUUGGAAUGGGUUAGACUGCGAGGAACCAUCGUUCUGUAUUCUACAAAUGGAUAAUGAUACAGAAUAUCUAAAUAUGACCGUCGUGGAUCAUGUGAACGAAACGAUAGAUUACGUGUUCGCGAGCAGCCCAUUAUGCACCUACAGUUGUUUCGAAGAAAUCAGUAACGAAAGUUUAUGCUUUGGAAAAUAUAGGAGCGAUAACGCUGAAAAUGACACGAUUGCGUGUUUAAUCAGCACAGAUUUAGGCUGCCACGCGGUACAUGCGGAACGUGUAAGUAAAUUGAAUUAUGUUACCGUAAUUGGAAUAGUUGGAAUAGCAACGAUCUCGACGGCCAGCGUCGCGACGAUUUACUUGCUAAUUCGAAAACACCGGAAACGAAGAUUUUCACUGGGUAAUUUUUUGGAAAACGUAAAUCAGCAGGAAGAGCUACGAAUUGUCAUGAUAUCUGGCAUCCUGUCUUGCUCGGAUAACGCGAAGCACAUAAUUGGAGGGAGACAGAUAUUUAUACAAAAUGAUGUGCCCAAUUAUCGUCAGUUUGCCACCGUUCGUGCGCGAAGACAAGAAGAAACAAUCAUGCAAUUCAUUGUCGGUUGUAUCAUCCUUCUAAACGUGGUCCUUCUGAACGGGUCCUUUCUAUCGAUGAGAAAAUACGACCCGACAAAGUGCGACGUAUCUGUAAGUGAAAAGGUACCCGUACGAGUACCCUAUGUGGAAACCUACAAGGCUCGACUUUGGGGACUUUUCUAUAAGAUUAAGAUGCGUCUCAACUAUAGGACCGAAUAUAAAGUCAUUUGGAAGACGGAGACAAGAUGCUGCAACGGUUACGAAGAAUCGAGCUACGAUUCCUGUGUACCGCAUUGCUCGUCGGGCUGCGAACACGGUGUUUGCGUACAACCUGAGACGUGCAAAUGCAACGAAGGAUAUCAAUUGUCCCAUUUCAAGUCACAGUGCGAGCCGGAUUGUCACAGAAAUUGUGUGAAAAGUAGGCACGCUUAUUGCGAGGCGCCAAACGUCUGCGUUUGCGAAUCAGGCUACGAGAUAGCCGAUUCAAGGGAGGAAACCUUUAAUUGCACACCGAUCUGCAGAAAACCGUGCCAGAACGGCAAAUGCACGGCGCCGGACGUAUGCACUUGCAACGACGGCUAUCGAUUGAUGAUCUAUGACGAUUUGUACUGCGAGCCGAUCUGUCACGAGAAUUGCAAUAAAAGUAACCACGCUUAUUGCAAAUCGCCACACGUCUGCGUUUGCGAAUCAGGCUACCAGCUAGCCGAUCCGAAGAACUCGACCUCCGCUUGUAUACCGAUCUGCAAGGAACCAUGCGAGAACGGUAAAUGCACCGCGCCAAACGUUUGCAUCUGCAACAGCGGCUACGUGAACAACGGCGACGGAUGUGUACCGAAAUGCACACAGAACUGUCUGUUUGGCAUUUGCACGGCUCCAAACACUUGCACCUGUAACCCGGGCUAUCGAACGAACGAGAAGAACGUCUGCGAACCGAUCUGCAGUGAACCUUGCGUGAAGGGUAAAUGCAUCGCGCCUGAAAGCUGCAGCUGCGACGAUGGCUACGGACUGUUGAACUCCUCGAAAUAUAACUGCCAACCGAUCUGCGAGAAAGCUUGCGUGAACGGCGUGUGUACAACUCCAGAAGUCUGCACCUGCAACGAUGGCUACUGGUUCAACGGCCCGGAGGAAGAGAAACACGUGUGUAAGCCCUACUGCAGGAAUCUCUGCGAACCAUAUGGAACCUGUAUCGCGCCGGACACUUGCAGUUGCUUCGAUGGAUACCGAGCGAUCGAGCCAAUCGAGAACGACAUACCUGACAACACCACGAGAGAACAAGUGCCAGCCUGCGAGCCGAUCUGCAUUCAGAAGUGCAUCAACGGGAAAUGCAUCGAGCCAAACGUUUGCCAGUGCAACCCCGGUUAUCGUCCGACGACGAGUAACGAUUCCAGCACCUGUGAACCCGUCUGUCAGACACCCUGCGGAUCGAACAGUACCUGCACCGAGCCUAACGUUUGCACCUGUUAUCCAGGAUACGGGCCAACGAUGAACGAUGUCGGAAAUAAUUGCGAACCUAUUUGCGAGACCAGUUGCACUUCGAACAGCAGCUGCACUUCUCCUAAUGUUUGCACUUGCAACGAAGGCUAUCUGCAAGACGGGAAAGGUCUUUGCAAACCGUUUUGCUCGUCUUGUAACAAUGGCACCUGCGUCGAGCCGAACGUCUGCCAAUGUUUGGAGGGUUUCGUUCGCACGAAUAAUUCCAUUUGCGUACCGUACUGCGAGAAUAACUGUGAAAACGGAGAUUGCUUGGGACCGAACGAGUGUCGAUGUCACGAUGGAUUCGAGAUGUCUCGGGACAACAACAGCUGCGUGAAAUCUUGUAGACGAGUUUGCAAUGGUUACAGUGUUUGCGUGGGCGACGGUUGUGAGUGUUCUUACGGUUGGUCGGGACCCGAUUGCGACCUACCCACCGUUUGUAUCCUUUUGGUGGAUCCCAGUGAUAAAAGUCUAGAUGGAUUCACUGUUCACAACAAGACGAAUAAUACUCUAAUGGAUGCUCGACAUUAUGCACCACAGUGUUAUCGGUGUAAUCAAGCAAAUGGUAAUAGAAGUUUAUGCUUCGUCGUUCCAUCUGACAAUGGUUCGUCCUCGGUUGGUUGUUUCAUCGAAAUGGAGUCACCGUGCUAUCUGGCAUUUCAAAGCAACAACAAGAACUCAGUCUCCACGAUGGCUGACACUUUAGCAGUGGUCACGAUUAUAAUCGUGACAGGUGCAACAAUGGCAACGUACAUUCUGAUUCGUAGACAUCGGAAGAAAAAGAUGGAAGAAGUUAUUGCUCAGAGUACAAUAUUCCGAGGAUCUACCUCUAGCCAAUGCUUAUUACCCGAAGGGACCGCUUCUGUCCACUAAGUCUCAAGAUUUGUAAUCAAAUACACAAUUAGAUUUUGUACAACAAUCUCGUCCACCCUGUCGUCGAUACUCGUAUCCUAUAGCAACGUCGAACGAAGCCAAAUGACUUCUUCCAAUACGAUACACAAACCUCCAUUACCCCUUCUACCCUCUUACAGUAUCGUUGCGACUUCCUAAAAAGACCUUCGUAGAAAUCAAGAAUAGAGUCCUUGCAGUAAAUUAA
Molecule: messenger RNA, 6135 nt
Organism: Osmia lignaria (orchard mason bee)
Lineage: Eukaryota; Metazoa; Arthropoda; Insecta; Hymenoptera; Megachilidae
Source: RefSeq, a predicted model, not a curated record